Messenger RNA from Geodia barretti, 666 nucleotides. NCBI's taxonomy places the organism in Eukaryota, Metazoa, Porifera, Demospongiae, Tetractinellida, Geodiidae. The record is from the annotation of a GenBank genome assembly.
AAACAUUGUCUCUCUCUCUCUCUCUCUCAUCAGCAUGUGUGCAUCACCAAGUACACCAAGUACACUAAGAAAGAAAAGAAAAAUAGAACGUAAGUUUACAACAUCUUUGUGCUACAUGACCUUCUCGAACUUUCCCCGCGCCCAAUAAUUUCCAGAUAUACUCCCGCCGGUACUUUAACUAGUACAUAAAGCUUGUUUGAGAUACGUAGGUGCUAUUUCUGUUCCGUCUCUUCCAGGAACAUGGAAACCUUAGUGAAGGAGCUACCUAAAGAAUUGACUCAAGAUUUACAAGAGCUCCCCAAUUUGCUGGAAGAACUGGGAAAUCUCUCUGCGUUUCAACUCUAUCCUAAACGCGUGCAGAAAUCGGCUUUAAUUGAUGUACUGGGUGAUAAAUCUCCCCUGGUAGAAGUCAUCAUGGAGCGUUUAAAGGCCAAUACUGCCCCACCGUCUACAGUUGACAAAUUGUUGUCAUAUACUUUGGCACCCUCUCAAUCUCAAAACAUUAGUUAUGGAACUUUCAUCAAUGUUGCUGAAGCGAUACUCAAGCCGACCAAACCAUUUGGUGAUGAGAGUAGUGUAAGAAAUUUUUUCUUUUCAAAAAUGCAUUCUCUAAAAGACGCCCCUCUACCAGAGACAGAGAUAUCCUCCGUGCAGGCAAUGCUUGAC